AUGGUGAAUCCCAGGGAGGUAGUUGGCAUCUACACACAAUGCGCUGGCAAGUCUGGAUCGGCAACGGUUUGUGGCCCACGUUACAGCGUGCUAGAGUAUGGCCCAGCCUAUGCAACCGCCUCAACAAUGCUUCCAGAGGAAAAUCAUACGCAGCUGGAUCGUGUUGAGAUGCUGCCGUGGCCGCAAGCACGAUUGCUCAGCUCACUCGGGCUUCGCGCCCUGAGCAAGGAGGCUGCGGAGGAGGUGCUUGAGCUUCAACCCACGCUCACUGUGGAGGAAGGUGGAGUUGUUGAGGAGCUCAUGCAGUUUGGUAUCCGUGCUUGGCCGAAGGAUCCCGCUUGGCCUAUCGAACGCUCCGGGCAGUUGCACCUAUUCUUUCGUCCGUUUACGCUUUGGGAUCUAUCAGGAAUAGCUUUCUGUCAGGCAAACUGUGUACCAAUCGCCGGCAUUUCGUGCAGCGAUGGUCGGGGUCGUGAAUCUGCGGAUUGUCAGGUGAGGCCGAUUGUCAGGACGCCGUUUGAAAACGUCGUCCCCAUGCAAAGGAACACUCUCACGCUGGAGUACCCCGCCCAGAUGGAAGCGAUACCGGAAGACCGUGGAGACGAGGCUCACUUGUUGAACGUCUCGGAGCUGAGACUUCCGCGAGAUGGCUUCUUCACGCUACAGAUGUUGGCAGAAUACCUUGACAGCAAUGGAGUGAACCCCUCCUCGGCAUUUGUUUCGCCGUCGAUGCGAAGAAUCCCAGUUUCUGGCACUACGACUGGACGUAUUGUCGUAGACGGUCAAACCGGAAACGGUCCCCGUCCUUUUGCGUUUGAGCGACAGAAUGUGCUCAUCGUCCGGCUGAUGAUCGGAGUCACACUGCGAAGCCCCGCAGAGGAUGAGCCGCUGGACACGGAGCCCGAGCUCAAUGAUCUCGAUGAUAACUUGACUGAGGGGUCUUCCGUCCGGACAGUUCCUCGACCUAUGGUGCAGAUCUUGCUGCCUCCAGAUUAUACAUGCAGCGUGAUUGGAAAUGGCACGGCCGAUCCAGACGGGACAUUGGACAUGUUUCUCCGUGAUUUGAAUGACGAUGGGUAUGUGGACAAUCCAAUGGGAACAGUACUCAGCGGAACCUGGUCAGAUGAAGGGCCAAUUUGUUCCUUCACCUUGGACAAGUGGGCAGCCGUCUUCGCGAGACAGAUUUUCUACGUGCGGCUGUCUGUGAACAAUCCUCGGCAGGCGCUGAUGCGCACCGACCCGACAAAUGUGUGGCAAAUUAAGCUCUCCGGUGCGAAUGCGACGCUGCUCGGCGGUUUGGUCAACUUCAUAUCCCUGGCCGAGGAAGUGAAUUUGCCGGGCUGGGUUGGCAAUUUGGCCGUUCUUACUCCUCUUGAAGGAGAGUCGCUCCAGCCGUCCAACCUUUCUGCUGGAGCAACAAACGAGCUCAGCGUGUUCUUCCAGGUGAUCCAUGCGAUGCCCAGGUUUUCCCACCUUCUUCUGGACGCCCCGGAUGGAUUCGACUUUACGGACAACUGUAGCGUUGGCUCGCUGGAAGAUGCUUAUUAUGCCGACUGGGACGGAUUGCCGUGGGGGGAGACCGUCUUAGGACCUCGAGCUUUGACAAGCUCUCUUGGACUUGAUGUGAACUGCACCACUGACAACUGGAAGCGUAGUGUGUUGUCGCCUCCGGCGACUGCAAACUUUACCAGGGCGAUCCUGAGGAUUGGUCGCACACUGAUUUCUAACAAGUACUAUGCCUUCAAGGUCCGCGUCAUUAAUUCAGUCCAGUGGGACGCAUCGCACCAUGAUGACUGGCGAAUCUGGGUUCAGAGCCCGGAGGGCUACAUGGUUGACGGCUCAAAAUACACAAUACAGUUUAAUUCUGCUCGUAUUGACACACUGCCACAGUCCUACUGGGACAAGAGCUGGGGCGUGUACCAAGACCCGAUGCAGCUGCCAUUGUCAUUGGAUUUUGGGCAAAGCCUUCUGCUUCCCACGUCUGUUUUUGACAUGAGUACCCUGAUGACCGUGUAUCCUCUCACUCCAAGCAGUGACGGUCAGCUCAUCAACGUCCGUAUGCUCGCACCAGUUGGCUAUGUCUGGGUUCCGCAUGUCACAGAAGGUUGGCGAGGAUAUGUACCCAAUGUCACAUGUGAGUUCUGUGAACUCAUCGUGACUCCCCAAGUCCGGCUCUUUAACGAGCUGAUCCUGCCUGACCUUGUCAUGCGUCUCGGGCACCUCUAUGGUUUCCAAGUACGCGUGCGAGUUCCUGAAAGACCGCCCACUCGAUCUUUGAAUGCCUUUUACUUGGAGAUGGGUUUCGACCCUGGUGACUUCGACUUGGAUCGAAUGCAAGCACGCAUGCUUCUGCCUCCACCCCUGCGAGUUGUUUCCCAGGCGCGGGUGGACUCUCUCUGCAAUCUUGCAGGUUAUGCGGACAACAUCGUCGAGUUUCAUGUCCAUAUUGCAUCUCCACUUGAGGUGAACUCGGGCUUCUUGUUCGCUGGCGAUGAACUAACGAGAGGAACUUUGCUUCGCUGCUGGCCGGAGAUCCUGAUUGGGCCUGUUCUGGAUGCCACGAAUGGCCUUUGUUCAGUGACUGAGAACAUUGUCACAGCGUUGCCCGAGAUUCUUCUCUAUGUCAUUCGUGGUACUUCGCCGGCAGGCAUGCGUGUGUUCCGCUUCCGUCGAAGUCGCAAUCCUUUGCAGCCCACAAGCCAGGGGGGCACCUGGAAUUUCGGAACAUUUGCAGAUCUGCACAUGUACCCCAAGCACAAAGUGUUGGAUCUGGGCAAGGACAUUCCGGUUCCUCGCGUCCUGGCGCCACUGCUGGAUUCUGGAUUGCUGCAACCGCCGGUGUAUGAGGCUCCAGGCUAUGGGCGUGAUGAUGGACCACUGCGUCUCAACUUGCUCACCUUCUUCUUCAAGGUCCAGGAGCAUCCGGAAGUUCCCGAGAGCGUACCUUACCUCUACAUCGCCCUGCGCGGGCCCGCGGGCUUCAGCUUCGAGGAGGAUUGCUUUCCGAACCUUGUGGCUCUCAGUCCAAACCUGGGCUCUCGACAGUUUCCUUGCAGUGCAGCCCAAUUCCCAGCGCAGAUGUGGUGUCCGGGCAUCAUUGAACCUUGGCCGGAGAACUUGGAACCCGUGGCGUGCCUGGGAAUUCUCAGCAGCGCGCGGAUUUCGGUGCCAAAUCCCUUGGUGUUGCAAGCCGCAGCACCUGUGGGUGCGCCAGUUCCUGCUUUUGUCGACAACAGCAUGUAUGCCUUCAAGAUUCAGGUUCAGAAUCCAGAGUUUCAGGUUGAGUCGGGAAGCCAGUGGGCUCUGGACUUCGUGUAUGAAGCGGGCGUGCCGUUUGAUUCUCUGCCAGUGGCAACUUUUGAUCACGAAGAAACGAUGCUACGUCUGGCAUCGGCCCUGCACGUGCAGCCACUAUUUCAGACGGUAGACCAGCAGUACAUGGCUUUCC
Messenger RNA from Symbiodinium sp. CCMP2456, 3448 nucleotides. The record is from the annotation of a GenBank genome assembly. NCBI's taxonomy places the organism in Eukaryota, Dinophyceae, Suessiales, Symbiodiniaceae.